This is a messenger RNA of Medicago truncatula (barrel medic), 2974 nucleotides long. RefSeq lists its product as uncharacterized. The transcript has 5 exons. Bases 409 to 2508 code for a protein of 699 amino acids. The record is from RefSeq and is a predicted model, not a curated record. NCBI's taxonomy places the organism in Eukaryota, Viridiplantae, Streptophyta, Magnoliopsida, Fabales, Fabaceae. Gene Ontology annotation, cellular component: NuA4 histone acetyltransferase complex. Gene Ontology annotation, biological process: regulation of transcription by RNA polymerase II.
ACUCGCUCGUAUCUAUCUAUCUUGUCCUUAACAAAUCCCUACCGUCCAUCUCUCCCAUUCAACGGAUCUCAUCACUUAGAAGUUAGUACUAGUUUACCAUUCAUUUCUUCACAGUUGUUUUUUCAACCAUAAACCCUAACCCCUCUCUCUCUCUCUCUGUUCCCUCUUCUCUUUCCCGCUUCCUCUCUCUCUCUAAACAUCGAUCUGUUUCUCUCUCUUCCUAGAUUGAUUGUUGAUUGUUGAUUGUUGUUGUUGUAUUUUAUUUUUUAUUUUUCAUCUGUUUUUCUUUUUGUGUUCAUUUCUGUGAUUUUCAAUUUUCAAUUCCGAUCCGAGUUCUGUUAAAUUCAACUCGUUACUGAGUUGAAUUAACUCGGUGUCACUGUGAAUUCAAUUCGGGAAGAGGUUGAAAUGCCAUCACCAUCGGUUGCCACGAGGCAAACCACAACGGUGUUUGGAGUCGUCAAAGGCGGUGGUGGAGACACCGGACGUGUGUUACGGUCAGGGCGGCAGUUAUGGCCGGAUUCCGGCAACGUCUCCGACGAUCGGAGGAAGAAACCGGCGAAGACAAAUCUUCAUAACGACGGGAGUGAUAGGUUUUACGGAAAAAUGUAUAGCAGAAAGAGGAAAAGAAACGUUGAAAACAACGAAAGUAAGAUUGUCAGGUUUCAACGACAAAGGAUGAAGGAUCCAUGUAAGAUUGCGGUUAUUGUGAAACCUUGUUCUGAGGAUAUUGGUUUGUUUUCGUGUUUUUUGUUUCUGGUGUUGAGAACCGUUGUGAUGUUCGGUCUCACAUUCGAGGAUCUCGCUGCUUUUGUUCUGUCAGAGCCUAUUUGUUCUGUUUAUGCUUCAAGAGGGAUACAAUUCUUACAGGGUUCUGUUACUGCCAACGUUGGGAUUUGUCAGUUUUUUGGGGUGAGAAGGUUCAUACCAUUGUUCUGUGUUGAUUUUUCUGCUGUUCCUCAAUGUUUCAAGUCUCUACAUUCUGCAGUGGUUUUAAGAUAUAUGUUCAGGUCAUUAUUUCUUGCAUGUAAUCUGGUAAAUGUUGCUAUUGAUAUUGAAGACGGAGUUGAUCUAUCAGAUUUUGAGAUGGAACUGCAGAUUUCAUGUGAUUCCUUUAUGAAAGAAACUUUUGAGUUUGAAACCAUUAGUAUCACCCCUGAAGUUAUUGAAACCAACGACGAUUUAUCAUUACAUGAAUCUGUCACAUCUUCCAAGUUAGCUGGUCGAAAUGGAAAACGUCAUAGCAUGAACGCUCAAUGCGUUCAGAUGAGGAGAACUUCACCCAGGAUAAGGGAAGCUCAGAAUCCUUCAACAAAGAACAUGAGUAACAAUGAAUUACCUUCAGAUUCAAAGGGUGGAUGGGAGAAAAGUAGCGCUGGUGUGGCCUCUAAUAAGAAACCCAGACGUUUGACUAACAGUUGCACAAGUUUAUACCUUUCAGAGGCAAAGUCUGUCAUGGAGGAUUCAAGAGAAGCAAUUGAUUCGUCUUGUUGUUCUGCAAAUAUAUUGAUUGUCGAGUCUGACAGGUGUUAUAGGGUAGAAGGAGCAGUUGUUACUUCAGAAGAAACACCCAAGUCAGGAGAAUGGCAUCUUGCAGUAAAGAAAGAUGGAUUAACUCGAUGCACCCUCAAGGCUGAUAAGAUAAUGAGACCGUGCUCUUCCAAUAGGUACACCCAUGUUAAAAUGGUCUCAUUAAUCAAUGGGUGGAAGCUAGAGUUUGCUAAUCGUCAGAACUGGCUUGCCUUUAAGAAUCUCUAUAAGGAGUGUUCUGAACGCGAAAUUCCAAUUCCUGCUGCGAAAUAUAUUCCAGUACCAGGCGUCUGUGAAGUCUCUGACUAUGCAGACAGUUAUACCUUUCCCUUCAAUCGACCGGAUUCUUAUAUAUCCACAAAUAGUGAUGAGUUUUACAGAGCAAUGAGUAGUAAAACUGCAAUUUAUGACAUGGAUUCAGGUGAUGAAGAUUGGGCGAGCAAGUUCAAUAAAGAGUUUCAAGAACAUGUUUCGGAGGAUGAUUUUGAGUCAAUUGUUGAUGCUUUGGAGAAGACUUAUCAUUAUAAUCCAGAUGACUGUUGUGAUGCAAAAACUGUGUCUUACUGGUGUAAGAAUCUUGUUAGCAAGAAGGCUGUAGAAGCUGUACACGCUUAUUGGAUGAGAAAGCGGAAACAUAAUCAUUCAUCACUGCUUAGGAUUUUCCAGAGUUAUCAAUCAAAGAUAUCUCCAUUUGUUCUCAAGCCUUCAUUGCGAAAGAAGAGGUCGUUUAAGAGACACCCCAGCCAAAUAAAUAGAAGCGAAAAUCCAAAUGUUUUGCAAGCAGCUGCUGAGGCCGAAGCAGCUAAAGCGGCUGCAAAUGAAUCAACAGAACUUGCAAUACAGAAACGCAAAGAGGCUCAGUCCCUUGCGGAGAAUGCAGAUUUAGCAGUUUACAAGGCUACAAUGCUAGUUAGAAUGACUGAAGCAACUCAGGCUGGAGGAUCUGUAGAUGCAUUGGCUGGACACUUCCUUGAUUGACCGUUGAUUAAUGCAGGAGCUUCUCAAUUCAAGAGCUAGAGCAGGAUGUCACCCAACUUGAACAAUAGUAUUUCAAGCGCAGAUUUGACUCAUAGGUACUAUCUACAAGUCUACUUUAAUUUACUAUCCAAAAAUAAGUUAAUACUUUAUACAAUAAGUCGAUUCCGAAUUUUCUUAGGGAAAUAAAUAAUACAAGAGCUUGAGAGUGCUCUUUCUUCUCAUUAAACAAGAAGAAAACAUGUAAUUGCUCUUCAUUUUGAGAUUUUCUUAUUGCUUUGAAGGUAUUCCAAGAUUAUCUUCUUUUUUUUUUAGUUGGAAUAAGGUAGGCAUAAUAUAUAUAUGCACAUCUUUCGGACUUGUUUAUAGCAUAAGUUUAAUACUCUUGUGGGAUUUUCCCCCUCUUAAUUGUACUUUUAGCUGAUGUUGUUGUUGCAUCAUUUUGGUUGUUUUAGUGUAUCAUUUUUUA